Messenger RNA from Colletotrichum karsti, 1701 nucleotides. RefSeq names its product amidohydrolase 3. NCBI's taxonomy places the organism in Eukaryota, Fungi, Ascomycota, Sordariomycetes, Glomerellales, Glomerellaceae. The record is from RefSeq and is a predicted model, not a curated record. Bases 1 to 1701 code for a protein of 566 amino acids. The transcript is spliced from 3 exons. Gene Ontology annotation, molecular function: hydrolase activity, acting on carbon-nitrogen (but not peptide) bonds.
AUGGCUUCGAAUGCGUUUCUGAAAUGGGGCUUGGGACUUUCAGCCGGUAUUGCUGGGGUCGCCGUCGCCGUUGUUCGCCUCCAGCAGCCUCUGAGCACUGUCGCAGAAACCACUUAUUGCUACCAGGGCAUCCGGACGCACGAUGAAGCCCAACCUUCAGCCCAAUGCUUCACGGUCUCGGACGGCAAAUUUUCUCGCGUCUUCCCAUGGGAAGAUGCGAGCUUGACCACCAAUGUCGGCUAUGUCAUCCCCGGCUUAUGGGAUGGUCACGGCCACCUCAUCCAGUACGGCGAGUUUCUCCACUCGGCGGACUUGUUUGGUGCGGCUUCUCUUGAUGAUGUGAGAGGACGUUUGAGAGAAUAUGUCGAAAGUCACCCGGAUGCUGGCACAAAGGACGAAUGGAUUCGCGGCAUCGGGUGGGAUCAGAACGUAUAUGGCAAGAUGCCUACCGCUGCAGACAUUGAGGAAGAUGAACUUCUGAAGGGCAAAUACUUCAUGCUCGACAGAAUCGACGUUCAUUGUGCUUGGGUAUCCCAGGCCGUGCUGGACCUCCUGCCCGCUGACAUCCCCGAUGUCCCAGGUGGUGAAAUCGUCAGACAGCCCGGCAUGGGCGUCUUUUGCGACAACGCCAUGGAUCUGGUGACCAAUCUAUGGCCCAAGCCUGGCCCCGAGAAGAAGAAGGAGUUUGUCUCCGCCGCCAUGGCUAAGUUGAAUGAGGUCGGCCUCGUUGGCAUGCACGAUGCCGGCGUGAUCCCAGAGCAGCUCGACCUGUACGCUGAGAUGGCCCAAACAGACGACUGGACCGUUCGGGUCUACGCUAUGUUGGAGUGUGCGCAGAGAAAUACGUUCUGCCCCGAUGACGCUGCGCGCGUUUUCCACGAGGACGACAUGUUCAGCGUCAAGUCUGUGAAGCUCUUCGCCGACGGCGCCCUUGGAAGCUGGGGAAGCGCGAUGAUCGAACCCUACAGCGACCGCCCCGAUACCUCUGGAUCUCUUCUCGUCAACGGUUCUACUCUGCUGCAACUUGGCAAGUCGUGGGCGUCUAUUGGCUACCAAGUGAACAUCCACGCCAUUGGCGACCUUGCGAACCGGCUGGCCGUAGAUGCCCUGGAAGCUGGCCUCAAGGUAGCAUGUCCCGAGGGUGAUCUAGCAGAAUGCCAGUCUCGACACCGCUUCCGCAUCGAACACUCCCAGAUCAUCCACGAAGAAGACCAGAAGAGGAUCCACGCCAUUGGCAUACUCCCUUCGAUUCAGCCCACUCACGCUACCUCCGACAUGAAAUACGCCAAGCUACGCCUCGGUCCCGAACGCACCAAAAAGGAAGCAUACCGUAUGAGAUCGUUCAUGGACAUCGGUCCCAUUCUAGGCAGCGACUUCCCCGUGGAGCCCCCAAACCCUUUUGAGGGCAUCUACGCCGCCGUCACACGGAAGAAUCCUCAGACGGGUUCCGGCCCCAAUGGAAGCGCCGAAGGGUGGCACACCGAUGAAGCUUUGAGCCUGGAUGAGGCGCUCUUUGGGUUUACCAAGAGCCCCGCUUUCGGGGCCUUUAUGGAGGGACGCGCCGGUGUCAUCAAGGAAGGUGCUCUGGCCGACUGGGUUGUGUUGGACGAGCCCCUCGAGGCCAUGGAAAUUGAUGACAUACGAAAUCUAAAGGUCAAAGAAACCUGGGUCGGAGGCAAGCAAGUCUUUGCACGCGAUUGA